Brassica napus (rape) is the source of this 3442-nucleotide messenger RNA. RefSeq names its product receptor-like protein 6. The transcript has a single exon. Bases 200 to 3166 code for a protein of 988 amino acids. The record is from RefSeq and is a predicted model, not a curated record. NCBI's taxonomy places the organism in Eukaryota, Viridiplantae, Streptophyta, Magnoliopsida, Brassicales, Brassicaceae. Gene Ontology annotation, molecular function: protein binding.
CUUAUCUCAUUGUCACCAUUAAUGAACAGUAAUUUUCAUAUCCAUCCUAACGUGUAUCUGGGUGAACCAACGAAUGGUGUUGAAUAAUAAACAAACAAACGGCCAUAAAUGUAUGAAAUGAAUGAUUAUUUGUUGAGAGAAAGAUACAGAGCAUUCUUAUAUAGAGAGACAUUCAUUAAGCUGUUGGCAGGAAAAAGCUAUGAUAGGCUCAAACUAUUCAUUCUUUCUUCGUGCCAUUGUUCUUCUUCUCUUUUCCAUUUCAAACUUUGUCAGCACUUUUGCUUCUCUCACACCUGGCCUGUGUCAUCCGGAUCAGAGAGAUGUACUUCUCCAGCUCAAGACGGAGUUCAAGAUUCGGAAGCCUGAUGAUGAUGAAUUCUAUGAUCGUUAUGGUUUCCAACAGAACGUGACUUCUUACCCGAAGACGGAAUCAUGGGUAAACAGCAGCACCGACUGUUGUAACUGGGAUGGUGUAACGUGCAAUACCGAGUCAGGGAAGGUGAUCGGGCUAGACCUUAGUUGCAGCUUUCUUUAUGGUCGUCUCGAACCCAAUUCUAGUCUUUUUAGACUGAAACAUCUCACGAGUCUGAACCUUGCUUUCAACAACUUCACUUUCUCUCCAAUCCCAGAUAAGUUCAAUAAUCUCAUUUUGUUAGAAACACUAAACCUCUCUGGCUCUUCACUGAAAGGUCAUAUUCCAAAAGAAAUUCUCCAGCUCACCAGUUUGGUGUCUCUCGAUCUAUCUUUUUAUGUUUCUCUUUAUCCCCCUCCUUCAAGUUUGUUGUUGUCCAUUGAAAACCCACCAUUGUUUCUCCGUCUGCUUGCUCAAAACCUGAAGAACCUUAGAGCCUUGGAUAUGAGCUACGUAAACAUAUCUUCAGAAAUCCCCCACGAGUUUUCAUACAUGCUCUCUCUAAGAUCUCUACAUCUUGAGCGAUGCUCUCUGGUUGGAGAGUUUCCAAGCAGUGUUUUCCUGAUACCAAACUUACAGUCCAUUAUAUUGGAUGGCAAUCCAGACCUGAGAGGCAGCCUUCCUGUUUUUCGUAGAAACAACUCUCUGCAAGUCUUAAGCCUUCUGGAAACAUCGUUUUCAGGUAUCAUACCUGAUUCCAUCGCCAACCUUAAGCAUUUAGCUUCUUUGACCCUCGCAUAUUCCAAUUUCUCUGGGAGGAUUCCAUCUUCACUUGGUGAACUUUCUAAUCUCUCACGUCUCAGUCUUUCUUUAAAUCAUUUCACUGGUGAAGUCCCAUCUUCAAUUGGCAAUCUAAAACAGUUGAUCAGCUUUGACGUUGGCUAUAAUCAGCUCACCGGGAACUUUCCAUCUGCACUACUCAAUUUGACCAAACUACGUUUUAUCAAUCUCGGUUCCAACCAGUUCACAGGUUUCCUCCCACCUAACAUUGGCCAACUCUCCAAACUGGAAUUCCUUUCUGCCUUUGGUAAUUCAUUUACAGGAGCAGUUCCUUCAUCUCUGUUACAAAUCUCUUCACUGACAGAACUCUUUUUGGACGACUACCAACUCAGUGAUCUCGUUGGAUUCGAGAAUGUCUCUCUGUUCUCUAAUUUACAACUUCUUAUAUUUAAAUCUAACAAUUUCAGAGUCAGUAGUCCAGUUGACUUAAAUGUCUUCUCUUCUCUCAAACAGCUAGUAACGCUAUCUCUUUCGGGCAUCCCUCUUUCAACAGCAAACAUCACUUCAGAUUCUGAUUUUUCAUCAAAUUUCGAGGAUUUGUCCUUGUCAGGCUGCAACAUCACUGAGUUUCCUGAGUUCAUAAGAGACCAGAGAAAUCUAAAGUAUCUAUACCUUUCCAACAACAACAUCAAAGGCCAAGUACCAGACUGGUUAUGGAGACUACAAGAGCUGCAAUUUCUGGAUCUUUCUCACAACUCCCUAAGCGGUUUUGAUGGAUCCUUGAAAGCUGUACCUGGAAGUCAAAUCCGUAUGUUAGAUCUAAGGUCAAAUGCUUUCCAGGGGAGACUCUUUAUCCCAUACACAUCUAUAGCGUACUUGUUUGCUUCGAGCAAUAACUUCACUGGAGAGAUACCUCGUUCGUUAUGUGGUGGACAAUCCUCUCCUACCAUCAUAGAUCUAUCCAACAACAACUUCCACGGCUCAAUUCCUCGGUGUUUAGGGAGUCACAUGAGUUCUCUUGCGGAUUUAAAUCUACGAAACAAUAGCCUCAGUGGAAGUCUUCCCGACAUGUUCAUGCAUGCCUACGAGUUAGAGUCGAUUGACGUCAGCCACAACAGAUUGGAGGGAGAACUACCUGCAUCUCUAACCAGUUGUUCUGCUCUGGAAGUUCUAAAUGUGGAGAGCAACGAAAUCAAUGACACUUUCCCGUUCCAGUUAAGUUCCUUGCAGAAGCUACACGUUCUUGUCCUCCGAUCCAAUAAAUUUCAUGGAAAGUUAUAUCAAUCCGAUGGGGUUUGGUUCGGGUUUCCUCAGUUGAAAAUCAUUGAUGUAUCAAAUAACGACUUCCUCGGUACCCUACCAUCUGACUACUUCCUGAAUUGGACUGCAAUAUCCUCUAAUGAAGAUAAGGAUAGACAACCGCACUACAUCUGGGAUUCUUCUCUUAACUACGAAUACUACACUUCUGUUGUGUUGAUGAAUAAAGGAGUAUCAAUGGUGAUGGAACGUAUCCUCACAGUCUACACAGCCAUUGAUUUCUCUGGAAACAGAAUCCACGGACAAGUCCCUGAAUCCAUCGGUCUCUUGAAGGAACUCCACGUUUUCAAUCUGUCAAGCAACGCUUUCACAGGACACAUCCCAUCGUCUUUGGCAAACAUUUCGGCGCUGGAAUCACUGGACCUAUCCCAAAACAUGCUUUCUGGUGAGAUCCCUCCAAAGCUCGGCGACCUCUCUUCCCUUGAGUGGAUAAAUGUUUCACAUAAUCAGCUGGUGGGUUCAAUACCACAAGGUACACAGUUCCAGCGGCAAGCCUGCUCUUCCUACGAGGGAAACCCUGGACUCUUUCGUCCUUCCCUUAAGGAUAUUUGCAGGGAAACAACAUCACCUGGAUCUGAACCACCAGUGUCAUCCGAAGAAGAAGAAGAAGAGGGAAGUUUCAGUUGGGUAGCAGCAGGGUUAAGCUUUGCACCUGGAGUUGUAUUUGGAUUUACUAUCGGAUACAUCAAGAAGAAUCUUGGCAGAAACAGGCACUGAAGCGCGCUCCUUAGCCUCACUCCCCUAAGCAUUACUGUUCUGUUCAAUAUAGUUAUUGCAUUUUAGUAUUAUUUGUUGUAUUGCACGAAAAAUAGUGAUAUGUCAAACGUUAUGUAUAAUAUAUGAAGUAUCAAAACAAGAAUCAUGUCUACGCCACUCUGUACUUGAUCAGAGCUUGGAUCCUAUUAGAUGGUUAUCUCCGGUGUAUGAUUCUUAUUGAGAGUUGGUUUAGUUUACUUUAGCUAUCCAACAUAUAUAUAUUUUACCAUGUAACAA